This is a messenger RNA of Clarias gariepinus (North African catfish), 3587 nucleotides long. It is a transcript of the gene sox4b, whose product is annotated as SRY-box transcription factor 4b. Gene Ontology annotation, molecular function: DNA-binding transcription activator activity, RNA polymerase II-specific; RNA polymerase II cis-regulatory region sequence-specific DNA binding. Gene Ontology annotation, biological process: positive regulation of transcription by RNA polymerase II; anatomical structure morphogenesis; cell differentiation. Lineage: Eukaryota; Metazoa; Chordata; Actinopteri; Siluriformes; Clariidae. Bases 622 to 1695 code for a protein of 357 amino acids. The record is from RefSeq and is a predicted model, not a curated record. The transcript has a single exon.
GUCAGAGCCAGAGCCGCUCAUUGCACGCGCCGAUUAUUAUUAGAUUCCUCCAGACAGCCAAUCAGCGCGUUCGGGGGGCGUGGCCUCUCGGCAGGGGGCAGGCUGGAGACAGGCUCUGAUUGGCUACUGCGCCUGUACCGGUUUGGCCUCGCGCAGGGAUAAAGCCGCGCGAGCUGUGUCAGUUCGAAAGCACCGAAACACUUCUCUCAGUGUGUGUGUGUGUGUGUGUGUGUAUAUAUAUAGGUGUGUGUAUCUGUGUGUAUGCGCGCAGAUGGGAAGCGCAGCACUACUGCAACUACUACUACUGCAACUACUACUGCACCAACCUGCAGCUGAAACACACACACACGCGCGCGCGAACAUGAACGGAGAGCGGACACGGCGCGAGCCGGAGAGUGUGUCCGCGCACUGAGUGUCGUGCGAACUUUAUUAUUAUUAUUAUUGUUGUUAUUAUUAUUAAUCAUCAUCAUAAUUAACACGGAUUAAAAAGAAGGAAACAACAACAACAACAACAACAACCAUCAAACUUUCCAGGGCUGCUGGUGAGAGCGGAAGUGGAGUCUGUGUGCUGCGGCGCUCUCUUACAGUUUCACGGUGGGAUUCGCGCUCGCGCACACCGGGAUGGUGCAGAAGUCGAGCGGCGCGGAGAGUCCGGAGCCCGGGCUGAUGACGGACGCGGAGCUGUCCGCCGCCUCAGCCGAGAAGCUCGUGGACCCGGGCUGGUGUAAGACUCCCAGCGGACACAUCAAGCGGCCCAUGAACGCGUUUAUGGUCUGGUCGCAGAUCGAGCGGCGCAAGAUCAUGGAGCAGUCCCCCGACAUGCACAACGCGGAGAUCUCCAAGCGGCUCGGGAAGCGCUGGAAGCUGCUCAAGGACACCGACAAGAUCCCGUUCAUCCGCGAGGCGGAGCGCCUGCGCCUCAAGCACAUGGCGGACUACCCGGACUACAAGUACCGGCCGCGGAAAAAGGCCAAGGCGGCGAGCGGCGGCGGCGGAGGAGGAGGAGGAGGAGGAGGCACCAAGACCGGGGAGAAGGCGAGCGCGGUGAGCGGCGCCGUGCUGAAGGCAAACUCCAAAAAGAGCGGAAGCUCCAAACCGGCGGGUCACAGCAAAGCGCACAGGGUGGCGCAGAAAUCAGCCGCCGCAGCGCAUGAACCGGAUCACCACGCGCUCUACAAGUCUAACAAGAAACCCAAAAGAGUUUACGUCUUCGGACCCGGAGCGGCAGGAACCGGUGGAGGAGGAGGAGGAGGAGAAAGCGUUCCAGCGAGCCCGACCCUGAGCAGCUCCACCGAGUUCGGCGACGCGCAGAGUCUGUACGAGGACUCGCACCGCGCCAUCCGCGCGCCCUCGCCUGCCCCCUCCGCGUCCCACUCCCCUUCAUCAUCAGCGUCAUCGUCGUCGUAUUCGUCCUCUUCGUCGUCCUCUUCUUCGUCGGAUGAGGAGUUUGAGGACGACAUGGCGGAGGUCGGACGCCGCGCGAGCCCCGGGUACGACAGCACGUCCCUGGGCAGCCUCGGCUCCUCUUCCGCGUCCUCGUGCUCUCCGGGGCUCGACCGCGACUGGGACUCGAGCUUCGAGUCGUGCGCCGGAUCUCACUUCGAGUUCCCCGAUUACUGCACGCCCGAGGUGACCGAGAUGAUCUCACGGGACUGGCUCGAGUCCACCAUCUCCAACCUCGUGUUCACCUACUGAACCAGCGGAGCGGGAGCGCGCGCGCGCACACACACAUAUGCACGCACACACGCGGGGCUGAAACAAGCAACAAACAAACAAACAAACAUCGAAAAGAAAUCAAGGGGAAAUUGUUUCACGACGGAGUUGCGUUGAGACGGGAUUCUGCGUCUCAGGAAUCAAACCGCGCAAAAAGGAAAGAAAAAUUGCGUUUAAGUUAAAAAGAGAGAGAGAGAGAGAGAGAGGAGUGAAGAAGAAGAAGGGACUGAGGAGGAGGCAUGUGCGUCGGUGCAUUGAGCUGCAUCGUGUUGCAUUUGCAGAGUCGCAUUGCAUUACUGCAAACAUCAAGUUUUGUGCAUUGAUAAAAAAAAAAAACAUUUAAAUUAAAGAAAUAAUAAUAAUAAUACAUGAGAAGAGGAGUCGCAGAGGCGCGUGGCCGGAACACAGAGGGAUGUUGUUUUUAGAGCUGGAGCAGGACUGAAAAGGACGUUGAAGUAUUUGCAUGAAGAGGAGGACAAGAUGAAGCAGGAGAAAUGUCCCUGUCCAUGUCCAUGCGCGCAAACAAACAAAUAAACAAGAUCAUAUUGCAAAAAAAAAAAGUCGGAACUGGAAAGAAAAAAAAAAACUGUGAUUUGAUUUGCACGAGAAGCUGUUUUCAGUCAUCUUUAGAAACAAAACAAGAAACAAACAAACAAAAAGGAUCCAACCACGUGACUUUUUAACGCUUAAGAGGUACAGAAAUAGGCUGUUCGGGUGUUUUUCGGUUUGUUUUUGGAGGAGGAGUGGAGACAUGAACGAGACUUUAAGACAACCCUUUAUUAUUAAAAGAAGGAGGGGGGGGCGUGGUGUGUCUGUCCUCUGGCGCGUCACGGUUUGUUGUGGAACAGUUCACUAGCAGUAGGUUGGUUUCAGGUGGCUAGGUGGCGCCAUGCUGGACUUAACAAACAAACAAAUAAAAAUAAAAAAAUCACCAGCUGUUUUUCAUUCUGAACUUCAGGAUUCAAACUCAGAUCUGUGCUAAAAGUUCUUUUUUUAAACUAAUCAGGACCAAAACUCUCCUGUUUUUAUAUACUCUUGUCCAUCAUUGUGUGUUUGUUUGUUCAGAUGCCAUUGUUUUUAUAAAUAUAUAUGAGGAUGUAUUUAUAUACCAGCCAAGCAUUGCAUUUUUAAAAAAGAAAAAAAAAAAUCUUUUUUUUGUUUGUUUUUGUUUUGUUUGUUCACACUCCUUCUCCUUAAAAAGAAGGGCUAUUUUUUUGGUUUUGUUUUAAUUUCUUUUUAUAUUUAAAUGUAGACUUUUUUGGAGAGAAAAGAGAGCGUUUGAUUAUUUUCUCAGUGUAUUUUUGUACAAAUCUAUAUUUAAAAAAAAAACAAAAGAAAAAAAAAAACAAAAAGGAAAAAGGGGGUGUGGCGAUUCGUUGAUGAUUUGUAAACCAGCUUUUUCUCCAGAUUUUUUUUCCCCUCUCUGAAUAUAUUUUUUAUUCUAGGUGGGUGGCUUAAAGCGAAAUUUGACCUCCUGUCUGUGUUUACAGCUCCAAUCUCUCCUUCACACACACACACACACACACACAAUUUUUUAACAUGAAACCCUGCUUUAAAGGGACAUCACAGAUCAGCUCUUACUCAGUCAGUUAUUGUAGCUUUAAUCGAUCAUUUUUAUAGCAUUUUGCAAAAAAAUGUUUUUUGUUUUCUUUUUUAAGAAUAUCGAACGAAAAAAAAAUGAAAUCAUGGUGUUUGGAUAUUUAAUCUGUCUUUUUCUACUCGUAUAGCUCAUCGUUUUUUGUAUUUUAUGGCAUGGUGGAUAGACUUUUGUAUCACAGAUUCAGGUUUCUAUAAUAGCUGUUGUGUUCUGAAAAAAAUUAGGAAAAAUCGUGAAUUUGUACAGUCGACUGUAUUAUUAUUAUUAUUAUUAUUAU